UAUCGUCUGGCAUCGAUGACAAUGGGAUAAGGCAUCUGUUACUGUGCCGCGUGAUAUUAGGGAACACGGAAGUGGUACAUCCUGGAUCGAAGCAAAUCCAACCAAGUUCUACAGAAUUUGAUUCUGGAGUAGAUUAUCUGUUAUCGCUGAGACGAUAUACAAUUUGGAGUCCCUAGUCUCCCUACAUGAAUUCGCACAUUUUUCCGAAUUACGUUGUCAGUUUCAGAGCUCUCCGGGUUACUAGUUUUGAAAGAAUUUGGAGGUCUGUAGUCGGACCUAGUUCGCCAUACAUGACGUUUCCUACUUUGUUGUCCAUGCUUUCGAGAUUCUUACCUCGUUCGAAGAUGGUUUUGAUUACCAAUUUCUAUAGUGCCUACAGAAAAAAUAAGCUUUCCUGUAUCCAACUGAUACAAAAAAUGAGGCGACUAGCCGGAGACAAGCUUUUAAUCGCCGUAAUCAAAUUUGAUAGGAAAAAGCAACUCCAGGCAAGAAUUAGAUCUUCAGCUUCAGCAGAUUUAAAUAGUGCAAAGAGAUGUGCAGCAGGUGCUUGAGUGGCCGAAAGGGAAACUGGCUUCGUCCCGUGUUGCUUUCAACCUUGCAGAUCAUACCCUAGCAGCGUUCAUAUUCGUAGUCUUCCGCAGAUUUUUUGCAAUUGUUAUGGUUAAGGAAAAAUUGUGCGUUUUGAUCCAUUUGUUCUGCUCCA
This is a messenger RNA of Rhododendron vialii, 703 nucleotides long. Its product is annotated as probable inactive poly [ADP-ribose] polymerase SRO2. The record is from RefSeq and is a predicted model, not a curated record. Bases 186 to 551 code for a protein of 121 amino acids. NCBI's taxonomy places the organism in Eukaryota, Viridiplantae, Streptophyta, Magnoliopsida, Ericales, Ericaceae. The transcript is spliced from 4 exons.